GACCUUUAACGAUUGUCCCGCCCCUUCGGUGGAGUACGCGUGGUCUGUAAAUGCAGCAUGGCAUCUUCAGCCAAAAAGAGAGCGAUAGGAUCGGGUGAAAAUCCCGAAGAGAGUGAAAACAGCCCUGACGAAAACCUGGGGGACGACGACAGCUCCGGAGAGGAGGACAGCGAUGCAUCGGACGAGGAAAUCAACGAAGAGGUCGUCGUGGACUUCGAAGCUCAUACCAUCUCAGGCAACGACUUCAAUGGAAUCAAGAAACUCCUGCAACAGCUCUUCCUGAAGGCCCAUGUAAAUACAUCGGAGCUGACUGAUCUCAUCAUUCAACAGAAUCAUAUCGGCAGUGUCGUUAAGCAAGCAGAGGUACCCGAGGACAGCGACAACGAUGAUGACCCAGAUGAGGUGUUUGGUUUCAUCACCAUGCUUAACCUCACAGAGCGAAAGGGUGUCCAGUGUGUGGAGGAGGUGAAGGAGUUGAUCAUAGACCAGUGUGAGAAGAACUGUCCCCACAGUACGACAGAGCAGCUUGAGCAGAUCCUCAAUGACACCAGCAAACCCGUAGGAUUGCUGCUGAGUGAACGCUUCAUCAACGUACCCCCCCAGAUUGCUCUGCCACUACACAAACAGCUCCAAGAGGAAAUGGCAGAAGCUCAAAGGACAAAUAAACCAAGUGGAAGGUGUCACUACUGCUUGAUGAUCAGCAAGACCUGUAAAGAGGCAACCAAAAGCAUCUCGGCCAGAGGAGGAACUCCCAAAGACGAAGUGAUGUUUGUCAACGCUGAGGAAGAGUUCUUCGAUGAGCAAGCUACCAUGAAGUUCCACUACUCUGUCCAGGAAGAGGCAGACUCUUGUUUGAGUGGCAGGUGGUCUUUUGACGAUGUACCCAUGAAGCCGUUCCGGACGGUAAUGCUGAUACCAGCAGACAGAAUGCCUGCCAUCAUGGAUAAGCUUAAAGAAUAUUUAACCAUAUGAACAUCUGAACAUAUUGUAUAAAAACCACAUGUACAUCCUCAGAACAUUGGACUCUGGGAAAUGGUUCAGUACACACAUUGCAAAAGACUUUAGUAAAUCUUGUUGCCGUCACUGUACAUCUGAGCAGUAAGUCAUGUGUAUGCCACGUGUGGCAGUGGUUCCCUUGGUCGGGCUGGAAAUGAUGCUUCUGCUUUAGUUUUGAGAAACGGUAGCAUUAUCUCACACGAUCUAGAAGGAAAUCACCAAGUUAAUACAGAGAAAUAUUUACAACUUCUGUGUAUCAACUGAACAUGAAAUGUACCCCCAAAUCAUUACCCAUUGUAUAAAUCAUGUUUUCUUCACAAACAUUUCUAUAAAACCAGAAUAUCAAAUAUA
Lampris incognitus (smalleye Pacific opah) is the source of this 1347-nucleotide messenger RNA. RefSeq names its product BRCA2 and CDKN1A interacting protein (gene bccip). The transcript is spliced from 7 exons. The record is from RefSeq and is a predicted model, not a curated record. Bases 58 to 972 code for a protein of 304 amino acids. Gene Ontology annotation, cellular component: nucleus. Lineage: Eukaryota; Metazoa; Chordata; Actinopteri; Lampriformes; Lampridae.